AUGGGCAUUGUUGACUAUUUCAGCCGACCGCGUGGCGAUCAGGCACAUGGUGAUGUUGAGACGCCCACCGUGGAAGGCCCAAAAGUCAUUGAACCCACUAUUAUCUCCAGUCCCGAGUCUUCGGGUAUGGUCACUCCCGCAAACAUGCUCCCUUCCCCGGCUGGGAGCGAGGAUCCGCUUAUCUUUGAAAAGAUCCCACAUCAGUUCGGUCGAUUGGGGUCUUGGAAAGGAUCUUUGAUCUUGCUCGUUACAUCCGGCUCUCAGUUUCUUGACAAUGUCUUUAUGACGAGCGCCAAUAUUGCCUUGUCGUCGAUUCAAAAAGACUUUGACGUUUCGAGUACCGAUUUGCAAUGGAUGAUUUCUGCGUAUACUUUGUCAUUUGGUGGUUUCCUUUUACUAGCUGGUGCUUUAUCUGACCGAUAUGGACGAAAGAAGAUUCUUUGCCUGGGUCUUGCUUGGCUGUCUGUGUGGACACUAGCCAUCGGAUUUGGGCAGUCCUUCAUUCAACUCACGGUAUUCCGUGGCAUCCAAGGAAUUGGAGCCGCUUUGACUGUUCCCUCAGCUAUUGGCAUCAUCAGUUCCUACUUCAGCGGUGUGGAUCGCACUCGUGCCCUGUCAAUCUAUGGAGCUUCUGGUACCUUGGGGUUCUGCACCGGUCUUAUCUUCGGUGGAUUCCUGACCUCUUCAUUGGGCUGGAGAUACAUCUUCUACCUGAUCAUCAUAAUUACUGGAGCGUUGGGUAUCUUGGGCUUCAUUGUCCUCCCAAGCGAUGUUCCUUCCCAGAAGAAACGCGAGAGAAUGGAUUACAUUGGCGCAGUGAUGUCCACUGCUGGCCUCAUCCUGCUCCAAUUUGUGCUAUCCAGUGGUGGAACCUACGGCUGGGACCAGCCGUUCAUUAUUGUGCUGUUGAUCCUGGCUGUUGGUCUCCUUGUUGGGUUCACUAUCUACGAGAAGUACAUCAGCAACCCGAUCAUGCCGCUGUCUUUGUGGAAGAUUCGCAACUUUGCCGGUCUUUGGGUUAUUGGUUUCACUGGUUAUGGAACCUAUCAGAACGUCAUCUACUAUAUCGUCCUUAUUGCGCAGGAAGUAGAUAAGCUAAACGCUGGCGAUACAGCUCUUCGCUUUCUGCCAAUGGGUGCCAUUGGUUUCAUUGUCUCACUCGGCACGGGAAAACUGCUUGAGAUCAUGAAUGGAAAGCACCUCCUCAUCAUCGGUCUGGUUCUGGCUGUAGUCGCUCCUAUACCGAGCGCUUUGACUUCGAACUCAGACGCUGGAUUCUGGCUAAAUGUCCUUCCCACGUCCCUCAUCAGUAUCUCAUCCGUGUCUUUCAUCUUCGUUACUACGAGCACUGUGGUCCUCACGAGUGUACCGGUCGAGGUCAAGAGCUUGGCUGGCGGAAUGCUGAAUACUGCCUUCCAAAUUGGCUCUGGUGUUGCGUUGGCUAUCUCAGCGGCUGUUACUGAUGCUGUCGAUAUUCAGCAAGGACACAGUCUAGAACAGCAGUACGCCACGGGUCUUUGGUGCUCUGUCGGUCUUGCUGGACUGGGCCUGGUAAUCGGUCUUAUUGCUGUUAGGCACAAAGGUAUUGGACCUAAAGAUAGGUUAGGUGCUGGCCCAGUCGCUAUUUAA
Messenger RNA from Penicillium bovifimosum, 1629 nucleotides. RefSeq lists its product as uncharacterized. Gene Ontology annotation, biological process: transmembrane transport. The transcript has 5 exons. Gene Ontology annotation, molecular function: transmembrane transporter activity. The record is from RefSeq and is a predicted model, not a curated record. Bases 1 to 1629 code for a protein of 542 amino acids. Lineage: Eukaryota; Fungi; Ascomycota; Eurotiomycetes; Eurotiales; Aspergillaceae. Gene Ontology annotation, cellular component: membrane.